AUGGCUUCUCUUGCUCGUUCUGCUUCAGUGUCUGGUGAAGAAAUCAGAGAAGAGGAUAAUCGUCGUCCUUUUGAACUCUUUCUAGAGGAUACUGAUCUUGGCCUGGAGUUUACUCCUCUCUCUCCUCGACCUCGUGCUCCUAAUAUAACACAACCAGUUUAUACCGGAUUUUUAUCUGCUCCAUUUCUGACAUCUAAUGUGGGAAGUAGUGUGAUUGAGAAGGGAGGUCGGCGGAUUGGAUUUGAUCUUGACUAUGAUGAGAAGGAUAGCAGCUAUAAUCGGAUAAAGAGUCUAGUGACAGAGGAGCUCAAGCAGUACUUCAGACCAGAGUUCCUGAACCGGUUGGAUGAGAUGAUUGUUUUCCGGCAGCUCACAAAAUUGGAGGUGAAGGAGAUUGCAGACAUAAUGUUAAAGGAAGUCUUUGUCCGGCUGAAGGUCAAGGACAUAGAGCUUCAGGUGACAGAGAGGUUUAGGGACAGAGUGGUUGAGGAAGGUUAUGACCCAAGCUAUGGUGCAAGGCCAUUGAGAAGAGCAAUAAUGAGACUUUUGGAGGAUAGCAUGGCAGAGAAGAUGCUUGCAGGAGAGAUCAAGGAGGGAAACUCAGUUAUUGUAGAUGUCGAUUCCGACGGGAAAGUGACUGUGCUAAAUGGAAGCAGUGGUGCUCCUGAACCUGCAAUUCCUUUGUAACCUGCCAACACUGAUCUCCCAGCAGUAUAUGGCUUAUAUCUUUAUUUAUAUUUUCUUUGGUCGAA
Molecule: messenger RNA, 752 nt
Organism: Telopea speciosissima
Lineage: Eukaryota; Viridiplantae; Streptophyta; Magnoliopsida; Proteales; Proteaceae
Product: ATP-dependent Clp protease ATP-binding subunit ClpA homolog CD4A, chloroplastic-like
Exons: 2
Coding region: 1-687 (228 amino acids)
Biological process (GO): cellular response to heat
Cellular component (GO): cytoplasm
Molecular function (GO): ATP hydrolysis activity
Source: RefSeq, a predicted model, not a curated record